AUGUUUAACUCGGUCAGCCUGGGCAACUUCUGCUCGCAGCCGCGCAAGGAGCGCGCGGGCGGAGCGGGCGAGUUCGGCGAGCGCGGGGGCAACCUGUACGUGCCCGGCUGCGCCUACUACGUGCCCGAGCUGCCCUCGGUGCCGCCGUUCGCGCCCGCCCGCCAGAUCCCGUACCCCUACUCGCCCGCGCUGCCCCGCGACGUGCCGCCCUACGCGCUGGAGCCCGCGGGCAAGUGGCGCGGGAGUUACGCGGGGUGCUACUCGGCCGAGGAGCUGCUGCACCCCGAGAUGCUGCUGAAGAGCGAGGGUUACCACCACCACCAUCAUCAUCAUCAUCAGGGCCAGCAGCAGCAUCACCCUCCUCCUCCGCACCCUCCUCCGCACCCUCCUCCUCCUCCCUCCGCGCCCGCGCCGCCGCCCGCGCCGUUCUACAAGGGCGCGGUGCUGCCGCAGGGCUUCGAGCGCUUCCUGGAGAGCCCCGCGCUGAGCGCGGCCCCGAGCGCGGCCCCGAGCGCGGCCCCGGGCGCGGCCCCCGCCAGAGGCACCGAGGGCGACGAGGAGGAGGAGGAGGAGGAGGAGGAGGAAGAAAACGCCAAGCCCGGCUCGGCCCCGGCGGCGGCGGCCAAGGAGAGCUCCAAGAGCGGCGCUGCGACCGCCCCCAGGACCCGGAAGAAGCGCUGCCCCUACUCCAAAUUCCAGAUCCGGGAGCUGGAGCGGGAGUUUUUUUUCAACGUUUACAUCAACAAGGAGAAGCGGCUGCAGCUGUCGCGACUGCUGAACCUGAGCGACCGACAGGUGAAGAUCUGGUUCCAGAACCGCCGCAUGAAGGAGAAGAAGCUGAGCCGGGACCGGCUGCAGUUCUUCUCGGGGAACCCCCUGCUCUGA
Oenanthe melanoleuca is the source of this 885-nucleotide messenger RNA. RefSeq names its product homeobox C11 (gene HOXC11). NCBI's taxonomy places the organism in Eukaryota, Metazoa, Chordata, Aves, Passeriformes, Muscicapidae. Gene Ontology annotation, biological process: anatomical structure development; regulation of transcription by RNA polymerase II. The coding region runs from base 1 to 885 and encodes 294 amino acids. The record is from RefSeq and is a predicted model, not a curated record. Gene Ontology annotation, molecular function: RNA polymerase II cis-regulatory region sequence-specific DNA binding; DNA-binding transcription factor activity, RNA polymerase II-specific. The transcript is spliced from 2 exons. Gene Ontology annotation, cellular component: nucleus.